AGGUGUAAGUGAUUAGGCGAAAAAUAAUUUAACCUGUACAUAAAACUUGGGAGACUUUUAAAAAAAGAAACACACAAGCGAAAAACCACAACCCCCAAAAUGAGAUCUGCCUUGUUUUGGGCCAAAGCUCUGUUGCUACUACAACUUGGGUUUCUUCAAACGAUAGCACAGUCUACCCGCGGCAUACAAGAGUCUCGGUUUCUUCGGCCGCCCACAAAACCCUAUUUAAAUCGUCAGGCUGGUCUUCUCAAAGGUGGGGAGACCUUUUACCCCAUUGUAUGGACUCCUCCACCUAACAGUCAUAACUUUACCGUUCGUUUAUAUUUGAAUGAAACCAACGUACUAUUGCGUACGAUCCAUAACAAAUAUUUCCCACUCCACAACUUUACCAACCUCGUAGUGGGAGAACAUUACAGAACUACUGUCAGUACAAUUGGAAGAGACCAAUCUGGACACUUGUAUGAAAGCGCGGAAAGUCCGAGCUAUAUUUUCUACAUGAAGGAGGCAUGUGGGAACGGAAGUGUUUGGAAUCGAUGCAUUGCUCACUGUACUGCAACAUGCGAGAACCCAACUCCUGUUUGCGACAGAAGUUGCACACCUGGUUGCGUCUGCCUCCCUCCUGCUGGUAUACUGAAUCAUGGGAUAUGCAUUCCACAAGUCAUAUGCCCAACACCGUUAGCCAUAUUUCGUCCAAAGAACAUCAAUGUAAGUCCUGCGCCAGAUAACACCGACUCCGUAUGGAUUAAUUGGGAUCCAGUACCGAAUGCAUCCAGCUACCUUGUUUUGGUGAAACUGAACUCCAACCGCAGCAUAGAGGUUACGCGAACUAGUGUCCCAACACCGUUUGCAGUCAUAGAUAACUUGGUACCUGGUACAGAAUACCUCUUCAAAGUAGAAGCCACUGUUAACAUAAUUCAAGAUGGACCGAUAGGCCGAAGCUCAAUGCUACCUCCUCGAAAUAUAACAAUAUUCCAAUUAGGUGAAACUUCGCUUACUGUGUCAUGGAGUCAUGUUCCAGGCGCCAAGAGAUACGGUCUCAAAAUAUACGCAGAAAGCACUCGGGGUGCCUUGUUGUACUCCAACGAAAGAGUCCCAGUUACCACGGCGGAUAUAACUGGUCUAUUACCGGGAAUGGUGUAUUAUGUAACGAUACAAGCCUCGAGAAAUGCAGACGAAGCACUAGGGCCACCCAAUGGUGUAGGUGCUUUGACACGGGGCGUACGUAAUCCAAACGAACUCGUAGAUGGCCCCACCGCUGUAUUCUCCUUGCUGACAUUAUGUCAACAGCGACGACAGAGCGUCACUUUGUAUAACCAAGGUGUGGAACCAUCUCUUCGACGAGCUGUACCCAACUGCCAAACAGACGGGACGUUUCAGCCACGAUAUUGUGGAGCUAACCGCACGCUUUGCUAUUGCGUCGAGCCUGAAACAGGAAUGAGGCGACCUGGAACUGAACAUGGAAGUGCGGUUCGGAAUAAUUUUCCUCUGAAUUGUCAACAAUUUGGAACAUAUAAUGACACUCCCAGAAAUUUAACGGUUACUGCUGUAACAAGUACUCGCGCAACUCUAACUUGGAUACGAGCAGUGCGUGCAUUCGGGUACAUACUUAUCAUCAGUGCUGCAAACCAAAUGGACAUGGUGCAUCAUAUGCAAAUCGCAUCCAUUUCACUUACCAACCUCAACCCGGGAACCGAAUACCAAGUUUCAGUAAGAUCGGUGGGUGAUGGUGGAGUCACCAGUGCAGCAGCUACUACUACUUUCCAUUCGCUAUAUGUAGACCCUCCAAAGAAUUUGUAUAUAACUAAGUCCGGCGCGAGCAGUUUGACUGCAAGUUGGGACGUUGGUGCUUCAGCAAUUUCUUUUAAUGUUGAAUUGGUAAGCCAAAGUGGAUCGGUCAUCAGAAUGUUAAACGAGAUCGUCCAAAAUACAGUGAGUUUCAACAGCUUGAGUACUGGGCAGAUGUACUCUGUUCGUGUCAGGGCUGUGUCAAGAAUAAUACAAAACGGUGUUGAGGCAACGCAUACAUCUGAGGCCGUCCAAAUGUCUACAAUCCUCUUGUGCUCCUUGCAACCAAUUGAUGUUAUUUUCAUCUACGAAGUUUCAAAUCACCUUACUGCGGAGGAACUGAAGAUGGUACAACAAGUGUUCUCAGACAUUCUGAUUGGUCUUCCUCCAGUUAGUAUACCUGAUGGUACAAGAGUAGCAGCCGUGAAAUAUCUUCCAUGGGUUCGAACCAUCUUUUCAUAUAACAGAUUCAAUAGUACGGCUGGAGCAGUAAACGCAAUUAAAUACACAAAGUGGUUUGGUGCUUUACCGAACACAGCGCACAUGCUCCGAUACGUCCAUGCAAAAUAUUUUAGCAGUACAGCCGGAUCAGAAUUUGCCAAACGACCAAACGCCCUGUCAACAGUUAUCGUAUUUAGUGGGGGACGUUCCAGUACAAGUAUUACAACUAGUGCAAGGAAUUUACGCCAGGCAACGAACGUAAUAUCGGUUGGUGUAAAUGGUCGUUCAGAUGACAGAGAACUCACCCUAAUGGCAUCGAGACCGUCGCUGAAAAUGGUUGCACCAAGUUACGACACCCUGUCUUCGUUGAAAGAACGUAUCCUUGAAGCGAUCUGUGGCCUACUGGCGCCCUAAUAGAUUCUAACUGGUUGAGCGUUUAAGUCAACGCCUACCGUGUUUUAGCAACACAUGAUAAUAAUUUUCAUAUACGAAAAGUGUUUAGCAAUGCCGCUUUCAGUAUUUUUUGUAAUAUACAAUAAUGUGCGUUAUAUGAGUGGUUUCUGGAAAGGCGGUAGAAUGUGUUUGUAAUAGGAAUUUCAAUAAAAUAUUCAAAUGUU
Ciona intestinalis (vase tunicate) is the source of this 2843-nucleotide messenger RNA. RefSeq names its product collagen alpha-1(XII) chain. The record is from RefSeq and is a predicted model, not a curated record. NCBI's taxonomy places the organism in Eukaryota, Metazoa, Chordata, Ascidiacea, Phlebobranchia, Cionidae. Gene Ontology annotation, molecular function: protein binding.